UGGUUUCCAAAUGGGAUGCUGAAAGACCCUGAAAGCCGCUUUUCCGAUCUGGGUCCUCGCUACACUUGGGUAAAUCCGUUGGAUGUUCAUUACCGAAAAGGAGAAAUAUGGCCCACAUCAGAGCUGGAGACCAAUGGAAGUUAUUCAGAAUACAAACUGGCUUCUAAACCUGAAGAGUCUACCCAAAACCUCAUCAUGGCUGGGAAUCGUGUCCAUGUUGAUGACUCAUCUCGUUAUGAAACAGCACACAAUGAAGCAGAAGAAGAAGAAGACGAUGACCCAGAAGCAGACGACCACCGAANACCUGAAGAGUCUACCCAAAACCUCAUCAUGGCUGGGAAUCGUGUCCAUGUUGAUGACUCAUCUCGUUAUGAAACAGCACACAAUGAAGCAGAAGAAGAAGAAGACGAUGACCCAGAAGCAGACGACCACCGAAACGACAUCCAUCGAUUGACCGUCAUCCCAGAUGAUAACCAAGAUGGCGGCGGCGGCCAAAACACGAUUCAAUAUUCUGGUGCAAACUUGGUUCGGUCUUUGCUGCGCAAAAAGCAGUUUGUGCGAAACGGAUCC
This is a messenger RNA of Notodromas monacha, 570 nucleotides long. Lineage: Eukaryota; Metazoa; Arthropoda; Ostracoda; Podocopida; Cyprididae. The record is from the annotation of a GenBank genome assembly.